Pseudo-nitzschia multistriata is the source of this 4617-nucleotide messenger RNA. The record is from the annotation of a GenBank genome assembly. Lineage: Eukaryota; Bacillariophyta; Bacillariophyceae; Bacillariales; Bacillariaceae.
CGUGGCGUCACUGCAAUUUGAUCAAUUUGAUCAACGUUUUAUCUAGCCACUGGAUCAGUUCCGUUGAUUCGGUGGGAGAGCAACAAUGCCUCCUCAGUCUCAAAGCGCACUUUCUCCUGUCAGAAGAGCCGGGGGCACGCAAAGGCUGCCACCGUCGGGAGCGAGGGCGUCUUCUGGUCGGUAUGGUAAACGCGACGUCCGUUCGCAGGGAGAGCUUCGGAUGGCCUACAAGGCCCAAUCUAGAAAUAUUGRUAGUCCCAGCCAAAACAAGAACAUCAAAACAAUUGACGGCGAUGCCCUUCCAUACAAUAAUGGCUUCUUCGAUAGCAGCAACGAUCACCUCAGCACCGACAGCGCUGGAAAUUCGGUCGGUACUCCCAGCAGCGUGUAUAUGCCCUCGUCGGUUGCCUUGUCCAGAGACAUGUCGGACCUAAGUGGAGUAAGUGGCGACCGGCAUAGGAGCUCAUCAUCUCACACCAUUCCGGGACAAAUCUUCGAUUCAAGGUUCCUGADCAAGCCAUGGAAACAGGCAUACACUUUGUCGAACAGUCCACCGGAAUGUGUCAACGUUGGAACKAGGACAACAUCAUCCAAUGCAACGGGCAAAAAUAGGGGCAGAAGUGAUGGAAAUGACAAAAGUGAAGGAAACAAAAAUGUAAAAGGAACGAGCAUCUGGGUACCACAGAACGAUGUAGUUGAAAUAUUUGACAGUCUUGAAUCUUCGUUAGGACUCGAUCGAUUUCAAUCCAUGGGAGGGAAGCACAGUCGCAUACCGAUUAUGGUGCUCUUGAUGAAUCCUCCCAAUCAGAGUUAUGAGUUGAUGCAAAUAUGGGUGGAUCGAGCAAACGAUUCGAUUCGCGAUUUGGUCCACGUAUUGCAGCACAAACUUCCUUCUCAGUGGAAACAAGCGUACGAUGGUCUCUUUCAAGUUCGGGGUCACCGAUUUACGCAACUGAUAAACAUCAUUCGGUUGGUCAAAUACGACAUACAGUCACAUGAGAUACUAGUAGCCAAGCCUUGGGCCAUGACGGCAAAAGUCACGUGAGUAGUGUAACAGUGCACAACAAAAGUGUGUGAYGCUAGCUACUUAUUGACGAAUGCAAAAACCCUGAAUUUUUUGGUUCCUGAUAUUUUGUCGUUCAUUCUUUUCCUUUCCCUUUUUCGUUAACAAUCCAUUUUAAUGUGUUUGAAAUGGAUUUAAAUGUUGCUCUUGCAGUAUCGCCUUUGCUGGUAGUGCGAUUAGGCACUUGACCCGGGUAGGAGUGAUUGCGGUCGACAAUAAUGAUUCUGGUAGUAUCAGGAGCGGUCGUUACCUAAGAACGCAACACAAAAACGAAGAUGYCCCACUGUUGUUGAGCAAACGUGCACGGGACCGAGCUUACUUUCCGGAGGGCAUCCUUAACCAUCAUCACGCUUUGCAAUUCGUUACAUUUUCUCCAUCUUUUGAACCAACCCAUAACAAUAAUGAGGCAGCUACUACGAGAAGAAAAGCAGCYAGGAACGCUUCCGCACCWAAUCUCUCCACGUCCCAUGACAUUAGUAUCAUUUCGGAMACUUUUGAUGAUCCUUCUUCGUYGUUGUUGGRUUCGGGUAGCUUUGGUCAACAAAGUGAUUCUAGACUGAUCAACUCUCUCAUAGGUGGCAUGUCUCKCCGACAAAAAUCAUCCGGAUCGUUUUCAAAACGGGGCGGCAUCCGCAACAAUACAACAACAUCAGCUAAAGUUGCAUCAUAUAGAAAUUUAAAGGCAUCUGCAGCAUUACGACAGACACAACAACAAGUAAAUGUCCAUGUCCCUGAUGCUGAUGAUGGCAGUGACGAAAGUGGCAGCGAUGACGACGAUACGAAUUGUGAAAAGAGAUUGUGGAAAUUGAACUGUUUCCGGAAACCUAGUAAGGUUACAAAGCGAAAUAGCAUCAGAACACUAACGCACGAAACAUUCCCAAUGUUAACGUCGGAGGAGGAGGAAAAGCGGUGGCUUGCUUACGGUAUGAAACCUAUUGYCGAGGCUCGAUCCUUGGCCAGCGGUUCUAUCAUCUCGAUGUCGGAACCUCUCUUGCUACCAGAGAAAAAGGACAACAGCAUGAGAAGCAGGCAGCCGUUUCGUCCCACUUAGAAUUCGAUUAAUGUUCCAACAAAGUUAAAAAAAUUGUGCGUCGCAGUUUGGUAUAUAUAUCCUACUGCGGGGUGGUAUGAGUAGUGAGAUAAGUUUCUUUGCACUCUUCUUCGACSUAGUCAAUCAAUUUGUGAAUACCAUCACACUUACUUACCCAUGGUUUGCAGAAACCCCUUUCGUCAAACACUUCAUGGUGAAUUACUAGAAUUUUACAAUACUARCUGUUGGUUACGAGUUCCUUGUCAGUGACCUCGACAACGUACAAAAGAGAAUGAAUUGUGAUGCUGCGAAAAAAGAUACUGGUACUAUUACUUGUGACGACGAAGAGAACGCCCCAAACGAUUGCGCAAAAAAGCUGGAUGGCAGGAUUGAACUACCGACCUUUUGAUUACAAGUCAAAUGCUCUACCACUGAGCUAAACCAGCUGGGUGCAAGCAAGAACACUUUUUCUACAUACAAAACCUUUUUUUACACGAAGCUAAAUGUAGUACUGGUCGGCGAUUCUCGGUGUACGAUUGGAAUGAUUGGAAGCUGGAAGCGAAGUGGUUCCGUCUUCCGUCCGUCGUGAUGGUACGUACUCGUACCCAAGUAUGGCACAAUACGUUCGUACUGUACACACGAUAUUUGUUACCAGGUCUGACGCCAACGGCUUCGAAAAUGCUAUCAGCUGCCACAGGUAUUUUGGAAGACGAAUUUCGGUUYAGUUUGUAGUAAAUCACAGCGCAAUAUUUUAUGGCKUGUACCGAAUGUUACCGAAGCUGUCAYCAAACUGCCCGCCUAUGAGAUAAUCAUGAARCGAAAGACGCCAUCAGCAAAUGAAGAGGAUGAACACGAUGGGAAAAUGUUGGAAGAGGAAGACUUGUAUGUCGAAGAACCARUAAAGCCCGAAUAUCUGGAAUUGCCAGACGAGCUAAAGAACAUCGAUUUUCAAGCUGAUGGCGCUGCCGCAUGGGACAAGUAUGCGCCCUACAACCCAACCCGUCAGCUUCCGAUUACUCCCUUGGGAGAAAAACCUAUUUUCAGCGAGGAGAGCCCUGCUCUUUGUUUCCACAUCCAUGGAAUAGACGGACGGGCCCGYGCCGCCACGAUWCACUUUCCAAAUGGGGGACCUCCAGUUCCCACGCCCCGGUUCAUGCCGGUCGGGACAAAGGGAACUCUCAAGGGCGUUCUUCCAGACGAGAUAGCUGCGAUGAACUGYCCAAUCAUUUUGGCKAAUACAUACCAUUUGGAAAUUCAGCCGGGAACAGAAUUGAUAGAUAGUGUAUUCAAUGGCCUGCAUAAUUUUAUGGGAGGGAUGAUGCCGUCGCCGGAUCCAUUAGGAAAACAAAGCGACGACAUGCAUACCAUGGGCAAACCCAAUCGAAGACUUUAUAACUUGCUCACUGAUUCUGGUGGCUUUCAGAUGGUAUCUCUGGCGUCUUUAUCGGUAGUCACGGAAAAAGGUGUCGUCUUCAAGUCUCCGUACACUGGAAAACCAAUGAUGCUGCGACCCGAAGAUUCGAUUCGCUGCCAGAAUAACAUUGGUGCCGAUAUUAUUAUGCAAUUAGACGAUGUGAUAUCAUCCGUGUCUACUGAUGAUGGCCGAUUUAAAAUCGCUACCCUUCGGACGUUACGAUGGUGGGAUCGAUGCAUGCAAGCUCAUCGAGCUCCAGAGCGACAGAAUCUUUUCCCCAUUAUGCAGGGACACCUCGAUGUCUCCAAGGGUGGAUUGCGCGAAUUAUGCUUGGCAGGUUUCAAGUAUCGAGAUCAAUUGAGGAACAUUUCAAGCGAUGAUGGUGAAACCAAAUUACGAGAAGCAGAGCAAAAAGAGGAACAACAGCAAGAUCAUGGACAAGACGCUACAGUACACAGAAAGAGGAUUCCCGGUUUUGCCAUUGGCGGAUUGGCCGGUGGCGAGUCGAAGGAGGACUUUUGGAGAGUCGUUGAACAUGCGUGCAGGCAUUUGCCCGAUGAUCGUCCUAGGUAUCUCAUGGGUGUGGGGUAUCCCCUUGAUCUAGUGAUUUGUACAGCACUCGGAGUUGAUAUGUACGACUGCGUAUAUCCAACAAGAACAGCGCGUUUUGGCGUCGCAUUGGUAGACAGAGGUCAGAUGAAACUCAAGCGGCACGAAUUCGCUCCGGGAAAUUCGAUUUAUAAUAGCAACAUYCCGAUCGAYGCAAAUUGUCCCUGUCAAGCAUGCUCUCGGGGGAUAUCUCGGGGACGAUUGCAUGCAUUGCUCAAAGCCGGCAAUCCCAUUGCGGUUCAGUUGAUAACACAACACAAUGUGACGUAYAUGAUGGGUCUAGUGACYCGCAUGAGGAAAGCCAUAUUGGARAAGAAAUUCCCAAUUUUUGUAAGAAAAUUCAUCAUGAAGCACUUUUCGGGUGAAGGCCAAAAGGUGCCUGAAUGGGUCAAUGAUGCUUUGACCGCAGCAGGUAUAUCAUUGGAGGUUCACUAAUUUUAACUUYAAGAGUCACCGAUUGACAGCCUUGGAAUAUGAAAACAUUAAACUGAAUAUUUAAUC